Molecule: messenger RNA, 2319 nt
Organism: Nylanderia fulva
Lineage: Eukaryota; Metazoa; Arthropoda; Insecta; Hymenoptera; Formicidae
Source: RefSeq, a predicted model, not a curated record
AUGCUGGCCCGACUUUCCGUAUGUUUCACUGGCUUAUUUUCACAUUCAUUUGUAAAUAUCCACGGAUCUGUCAAUAUUGAGAGAAAAUGGAGACUAUGCAUAGUAAAAAGCGAGCAUACUUCAAAAAGAAUUGCUUUACUUUGUCCGAAAUUGGUUGAAAGUCCAAUACAAUGUAUUAUAGAACCCGAUAGGUUCAGCUGUUUACGUCGCAUAAUCGAAGGUGAGGUCGAUUUCACUGUAGUGGAGCCAGAAGAACUUGUAGCAAUAAAAAACUCUUACUUAUACAACGUUCUAGUCACAAAUGAAUUAAAACUCAUCCAAUACGAACCGGAGCGUUUUAAAAUAGUGGCCAUAGCGCAUAAAAGUGUACAACGCACAUGGGACAUUAAAGGCAAGCGAUUAUGUCAUCCUGGCUUUAACACUGUCAACGACUGGUCUACAGUUUUUUCAACGUAUCUCGAAAAUUUGAUAAUUCCCAAAGAAUGCAAUUUCAAUAUGACACUAUUCGAGAACAGAAUGCACGCUUUGUCCAAAUUCUUUGAAGUGGCUUGCAUCGCUGGUCCAUGGUCGUCGGAUGCGAUAUUUGAUUAUCAAUUGAAAUCAAGGUACAAGAAUCUCUGUGCUGCGUGCGAAAAUCCGUCCAGUUGUUACAAUACUGAUAAAUAUUAUGGGCGGGAGGGUGCUCUAUUAUGUCUCACCGAUAACGUGGGUGACAUCGCCUGGGUCAGAUUGGAUGACGCUCGCGCGCAUUUCAAGGCCGAGACAAUCGAUACACAGGAUUUCAAGUUUCUGUGCUCGGACGGUACCACAAAACCGCUUGCAUUCGAUCAACCGUGCGUUUGGCUAUCAAAACCGUGGCAGGUCAUCAUAUCUACAACAGAAAGUGCCAUGAAGAUCGCCAACUUGAUGAAUUCGAUGGUCGACACAUCGUUCUGCUGGAAAAACAGCUUGUUGCAGCUGAUGGAGAAUUAUUACGUCACUUCGGCCAACGUAGACGCACUAGAAGUACCGUCCGAUUAUUUAUCCCGAUUCCCAAAUUUCAUGAGUGCUUAUGCUCAAUCGGAUUGUCGACCUUCAAGAACGGUGCGAUGGUGCGUAAUAAACGAUCUCGAAUUGUAUAAAUGCGAGACGCUGAAAGACGCCUCCAUCAUUUAUGGUGUGGAACCAAUGAUCAACUGCUUCCAGCAAAAUAGCGACUCGUGCUUGAAGGCCGUACAGAACAAAGUAAUGGACAUCUUUAUGGCGCGACCCGAGGACCUUCUCGAAGCUAAGAUGAAGGGUUUGAAGCCUAUCGUCCACGCGAUGACUAACGUAAAAGAGGAAGUGAACAGAAUCGUGGCAGUUGUAAAAAUUAAUUCCCGGUUUAAGACUAUAAAGGAUCUCAAAUAUGCUAGAGCAGCCUUCACGGGCUACAGAAGCGUCGGUUGGAACGCUUUUGUGACAUUCAUGAGGAACAUGUCGAGCAAAAAUUGGGAUUGUUCCGAUGCGCAGGCUGUUGCAAAAUUUUUCGCGAACAGUUGUGUUCUCGAUUGGUAUCAUUACGAAGAGCUUCCAGCUAAUUUGCAUUCUUUAUGUAAAGAAAAUGCGAACCGAACGAACGACGAUUUAGAUGCCUUCGAUUAUUUAACUUCGGGUGUCGUCGACGUUGCGUUCAUCAAUCUCAAGGUUAUAGAAAGCAAGACAAAAAUCGGUGAUUUUUCUUAUGAGAAGAUUGAUCAUAGGAAUAUAAAUGUGAAACCCAAGUACAGGAUAUUAGGUCCAACCUUGGCAGAAACCUCGCAUAAAGCUCCAUAUUUACUCACUUGGACAACUCUUGGUUCGAUAGUAACACAUGAGAAUAUCACGGAUCUAAGACGUCAGGAGAUAUAUUCCAUGCUGCUCGAAAUAGAUAAGCUGUUUGGGAAGACAUACAGCGGACAGACACCUGCGUUUUCGUUGUACGGGCCUUACGACGGCAAUUAUGGCGUUAUUUUUCCCGAUGGCACGCGUCAUUUAGAGUUACAUGGUCAUCAGGUACUGAGAGGACGCAAUUACGAUGAAGUCGUAGAAAAUUUCAUGAAGCAAGAAAUUUGCAGUGCCGCGAGCACAUGGAUCUCUCAUUUCCUGGGAACUGUCUCUUCAUGUGUAAUUGUUGUCGUUCUAAGUCGAUUAUUGAACUGUUGACAAUGAAUUGCAUGCUUUCUGCGAAGAGAUCGCGGUUUAUAUAAUAGAAUUAUCUGUUAUUGAUGGUACAAUCGGCAAGAGACUAGAUUUAGAUAAAAGAAUAGAUUUUUUUCUACACAAAAUUAUACUUUCGAGAAAAUAAAAUUAAAAAAAUUG